UAUUCGUGUCUCGUCUCAGCAACAACGGUCGUCGUCGGUGCUGGGUCUUUUACGCUCGAUUUUCAAUUUCUUUCCACGGCCAGAGGAAUAAGAAAACAGAAAAAAAAAUUCAGGCACACACCGAAAACAUAUGGUCUCCUUUGUAUGCGAGUGAAUUGGUGUGUAAACCGAAAAUCCCCACAAAACAACAUUGUCAUCUGUGUUUGUGCGUAAAACAAGCGAGUGAAUGAGUGAGUCGGUCGAUUGUUUCUUAAAAAAAGUAUGCCGAGAGUUUAAAAAUAAACAAAAAACAACGCACUGCCUGCCGGCCCCUUAAAGUGGAAAUCAUGUUGUAAAGAUAGAUAUUCUAAGAGCAAACAACAACAACCAAAAUUGGGGACAACAAACCAAAGCAAAGAAAAAAAAAAAACAAGAAAUCUCAAAGAAAAAAAAAAAAAAGAAAUACCCCAAAGUGGAAAAUAAAAGCAGGCAUUUUACACUAAAUCAUCACAAAAUUUGAUUAUGAAGCAAAAACAACAACAUUUUGCCUCCAACAUCUUGGAAAGGUUAAAAGUUUCUUAAAUUAGCAAAAUUAAAAAAAAAAGAAUCUCACAUAAAAAUAGCUAUGAGAAAAUAAACAUCUUCAAGAAAAAAAAACAUAAAUUCUAAAGGAAAAAAAUAACAAAAAGAAUUCCAUUAAAUCAACACCAACCAACCAACAAUCCAAUGGAAUUCCCCAGAGUAAAACAUAAAACGAAAUAUGGGCAAUUUUCAUAAUUCAAAUUAAUUAACAGUCAUAAUUUUCGUUACAAAAUCGCCAACAGCAGCAGCGGCCAUUUACAUUCUAGAUUCCGCGUUGUUUUUUUCAACCAGUGUUUUGUUUGGCUCAAAUUUAUGUGCGUCAAUAAGUGAAUAUAAGUGUUCUUGUUCUUGUUGUCAUUAUUGUUAUUAUUGUCAUUCCAGUAUCAUUUAUAAUACUUAAGGGGAAUCAAGCCAAGUGUCUGUUAUUAAGAUAUCACACACACACACACAUUCAUCUUUACAAAAUAAAUACAUACAUACACACAAUCAGUGUAAAUUACAAAUCCCAAGUUACCGCCAACCUCAUUGGAAAUCCUCAAACCUCAAAUCAAAAUAUCUUUAAGGAAUAUUCAAUUAUUCAAAUAAAGAGGCAAAAAGGAAAAAAAACCCAAAAAAGUGUGAAAAAUAAAAAUCCAAAAAAAGAUAAUAAAAAAAAUCAAAUUUAAUGCUAAUAUCAGCUAAACCAUAAAAAGAGAAAAAAAAAAAAAAAAAAAUCCAAAACCAAUUCCCCUUAACCAAAGAAUAGUGAAUUUCCAUAUUACAACAAAAAUCAAAACCUAGCAAAAAGCAAAGAGUGUAAAGCAAAAAAUUGAUUUCCAUAUUAAACGAAAUAGAAAAAAAAAUCAACGAAACAACCAAACACACGGAAUUCAUAGCCGCUCUUAGCUGGAUCAGAGCAUACUUUUCCCAAAACAUGGAGUUAUUUUCAAAUGGAUGCCAAUAACAUUGGAUAAGAGUUUUUUGUUUAGAAAAAGCAUCUGUAGACAGCAGAACAUAUGAGGUGGUCACACAAUUCCCAUUUGGAUCCGCAAUGAAUUUCAUGGAAGAAACCGUAUACUAAAGAAGAAGAAGAAACAUAUCAGCUGGCCAAAAAAAAGAAAAGAAAAAACAGGCGAACGAUAAAACCAACGAACAAACCCUAUAUCCUAUCCCGAAAAAUUUUUUGUUAUUUUUUUUCCGACCUUUUCAUAAUUUUUAUUUUGUGAAAAUCCACGAAGACCCAGAAAGAAAGUCAAACGAAGGAACAAUUUUCAUGCACCGAGGCACGCGCACACACACACACAAACAUAGCUAUUUGUGUUGUGUCCCAUUGCUAAAUGACGUAUUCUGAUGGUAUUGACUGUACGGCGAUUAAAAAUGGAAGCUUGGCAAUUUUAUACAAAUACAAAUAUAAACAAAAUCAAAUUAAUGCCAGACCAACAGCAGCAACAGCAGAAGCAGCAGCAGAAGAAAAGUCAAUAUCAACAAAGGAUAGUGAAACAGAAGCCGAAGCAACAUCCCAUCCAGCUUCAGCAUGUGGAACACGGGGCGGCAUUGUUUUUGGAGGAAUAUCAACAGCGACAAGAACUAAAUCAGCGCCUGCAGCAUCAGCAGCCACAGCAGCAGCAGCAGCAGAGUUAUCAGCAAUUGAGAGAAAAAAUCCCACAACGUCCACAUGCCGAAAAUCACAUUUUUAUAACAAACGUAAAUCAGAAUUGCUUAACUGCCUUCAGUCUUGUUGUGAACAAACAAAACCAAAAAACAAUAUCGGCCACGGCGGAUUCAACGGACGACUGUUGCCCAGGCAUACCAAUACUACCAAUAACAACAGCAACAACGGCUACAGGACCAACAACAACCGCAACAACAUCAGCAUUGAUUCCAGCUCAGUCAACAGUAUGUCAGCCCAAAUGCAAACAAACAACAGCCGGAGUAAAAACAACAACAGUAGCACGAGCAGUGGAAUCCUUGUUGGUUAUGUGCCGCCAUCAGCAACAGUAUCAGCAUCAGCAUCAUCGUCAUCAUCAGAAUCAGCAUCAACAACAACAACAGCAACAAAACCAACAGCAACAACAUUCUCAAUAUCAAACAGAAAAUCUGAAUUUGAAACAGUAUCCCCAGCAAAGGCCUCAAAAGCAGUCUCUUGUAGAGCACCAACAAAAACCCCAUCACCAGCAUCAGCAUCAAGAAAAACAACAACACCAGAAACAGCGUUACCAACAUUGUCAAGACUACCACCUGCCAUCGUUGUAUUCGAAUCGAAACAGCUCAAACAGCAGCAGCAAAUCAAAAAAUCUGAGAAAAAGCCUAUACAGCACCAUGAUGGAACAUCUGCUGGUGAUUGGCUCUUUAUUGAUCGCAUUAAGUGUUCGUGUGGCCGGCGACGAAUCUCAGGAUUUCCAAAAGAACAUUCCUGCACGUCUGGUCUGGGCAGCAGUGGGCAAAAGUGUCGAUUUGCCGUGCGAUCUAACACCGCCAGCGCACGAUUCUGUAAAACUAUUGCUGUGGUUCAAGGAUACAACAGGAAUUCCACUCUACACUUUGGACUCACGCGGCGGAAAUGUAAAAUUGGCCACCCAUUCAGCCAUAGCUAGCGAUUUGGGUCAACGUCUAUUCUUUUCCAUUGGCGAUAAUCCCAAGGAUUCACGUCUUCAGAUACGCGAUGUUAUACCAACGGAUGGCGGUGUUUAUCGCUGUAGAAUAGAUUAUUUCAAUUCGCCAACGCGUAACUAUAGAAUAAAUUUAACAUUGGUUGUUCCUCCAGAAGAGCCUCGCAUAUUCGAUGCCCAAGGUAAUGAAAUUGCCCAGGCAGGACCAUUUCGUGAGGGUUAUGAAAUGUUUUUAUGCUGUCAAGUCAAAGGAGGUCGCCCACCACCAAAAGUCACCUGGUGGAUGGGAGACACCGAAUUAAUUGGUACCAGCCAUACAUCCACUGAAGAAGGAGCCACCGUCAUUGUCAAUCAAUUGCUGAUUGGCACAACGCCCAGAGAUUACUAUGGAGCGAAAAUUCAAUGUCGUGCCCAAGGCACCAAGCUGAUAGAGCCGGUGACAAAGGAAGUUGCCUUGCAAGUCUAUUUGAAACCUUUAAAAGUGAAAAUUGUAACACCAAAUGAUUUGCUGACAGCAGGACAUCCAGUGCCAAUUAGAUGUGAGACAACGGGCUCUCAUCCGCCAGCCAAAAUCACAUGGCUAUUGGAUGGUGAGCCAAUUCGCAAUCCCGAGGUGACAGUGCGGGAGGAUUCAAAUAAAACAACCAGCAUACUGACACUAAAGGUAACCUCGGAGAAUGAUAACGCUGAGCUAACAUGUCGUGCAACGAAUCUACGUUUUUCUGGUGGCGCCAUCGAAGAUAAACGUAUCAUACGUGUGGCAUAUCCUCCAACGGUUUCGGUACAUUUAGCCAAUGAAGAUCCAAGUCGCGUAGUAACCAGAGCUGAAGGACAAAAUGUUACAUUCAAAUGUCGUGCCGAUGCCAGGCCACCCGUAACAUCGUAUUCAUGGUUUAAAAACGGUAUGCGUAUGUCUGGUGAAAGUUCCGAGAUAAUGCAUCUAACGCAAUUGGAACGAGAAAGUGCUGGGGCUUAUGCCUGUGGGGCAACAAAUACGGAAGGUGAAACCAGAAGUUCCAGCAUAACGUUGAGAGUACAAUAUUCACCCCGCUGUAAACCAGGCACUGAACAAACAUCCAUUGGCGCCAUAAAUAUGCACUCAAUACCGGUCAAAUGUGAAGUAGAUGCUGAUCCACCAGAUUCGGUGAAAUUUAGUUGGACCUACAACAAUACCAGAAAUGUGUCACCCGUCUUGAAUUCGAGAAUACAAUCGAAUGGUCUGGUGAGCACAGUAACGUACCUGCCUCAAACCGAUUCCGAACUAAUAACAUUGGCAUGUUGGGCGAGUAAUGCAGUCGGUCGUCAGACAACGCCGUGUCUGGUGCAUAUUUUACCAGCAAAUCCCCCGGAAACACCCAGAUCUUGUGAGCUACGCAAUGACACCGUCUUGGAAGUGGUUUGCGUUGCUGGCAGUGACGGUGGCCUCUCACAAUAUUUUGUCCUGGAAGUUGUGGGCGGUGACCCCAUGUACGGAGUAAAUGAUGCAACGCGCAGCUUUAAUGAUGCAAAUCCGGGAGAAAAUGAAAUAUCCACAAUGAAUGACCAGGCAACAUCGGCACCCAUCUUUCGCAUUCAGGAACCUAAUCCCCAGUUUCGUUUAAAUAACUUGGAACCCGGUCGUGAAUAUCAAUUUCAUGUCUAUGCUGUUAAUGCCAAGGGCCGUAGUGAUCCACCGGUGGUCAUAGAACGGGUUCGUGUGGCUGCCCAACUGGGGCCAUAUGGUAAGUUAUAUGAAUCCAUUCUCUCGGAGGAUCCAACACCUGCCGAAACAACGCAUCAUGUCAGCGGUAAUGUUGGUGUUGCAGCCAGUGGUGCUGGUGCCAGUAUAGGUGGUGGCCCCGAAAAACAAUCAACACUAUUACUGUUGGCGGCCGUUGUGGCCAUUGGAGCGGUUAUUGUGACAUCGAUUAUUGUGGCGGGUAUUGUGGUUGUUUGCAAACAUCGACCGAGAGCACCACAGCCACAAGAUGUACGCAAGAGUAUGAGACCCGCCCGCAGCGAUGUCCCCUCCAUGUACAUUGAGGAGGAAGAACUGAACGACGAAGAGGCAGCCAUGGGCACGGCAAGAGCUGCAGAAAUUCGUGCUCGCAUAGCACCCAUAAAUAUGAUGCCACGCUGCAGUACAAGUACGGCGAGUAGUCAACAUCAUUAUAUCUCUGAAGGUUUCAUACAAUACGCCCAGCCGAGUCUAAACGUAUAUAUUACAGACCCUGAUCUGAUAUUGCCCCGAGGUGAAUUGGAAUUUACAACAUUGGAUCCAACGCUGAAAUAAUACGAACACCAACACCAUCUACACAGUCACCACCACCAUCACCAACAACAACUACAACAACAAACUGAGCUGAAUAAACCCUUGACUGUAAUAGCACCAACAACUGCAACUGCUACAACAACAACAAUUAACAUAAGCCAAAUAUAACAUAAACAUUGAUGAGAAUUGAAAUCACUGCAUAAAAUCGCUAUCUCUACAUCUGUAUGUAUGUCUAUCAAUCACUCAAACGUCACUAGACAGUGUGUCUGUCAGUCAUGGCGUAUCAUUAUUCCCUGUUAUCUUUUAUUCUGCUCCAUACCCCCCAACAAUGGCAAGAAUCUAUGCAACCAAACAGACAACCUACCAAUUUUUUCCCUGAAAAAAAAAAAACAUCCCACACACAUGCAUACGUUCGUACAUACGUUCAUUUCCCUAGUCUAGGAAUGGAAACCUUCUAGAAUAACAACAAAUAAUUAAAAUGAAUAUUAUGUCUAAGACUUCAACGUACAUUUCUAUGUAUAUGUGAGUUCAUCGUUCAAGGAUCAAGAAAGAAAAAAAGGAUAUUUCAUUCGUUUUUAUUUUCUCUCUAAAAAUGGGUAUGUAUGUAUAUAUGGGAAACAUUUGAGUCGGUUAAAAAGAUAAAAAAUUAAAAAAUACUAGAAAAACCAUUUUUAACUGAACUCCAGACGGCAAGUGACCUUUGGAAAGUAGUGUUUCCCAUAUUGAGGGCAUAAUUAAUACAUCCAGGUCAAAAAAAGAAAAACUUUGAGCACAACCAAACUCAACUUAAUGUCCAUUGUGUCUCAAGUACGACACUGCACUGCCUGCAAGUGAAAGUUGAGUAUUUGCCAAUUAUUAUAGAAUAUUAAUUAAUUAAAUAAAUUUUUAGAAAGUUUCUACAAAGCCUAUUUUUCCCAAGUUAAUUUGAUAUGACAAUUAAUCAAUUAUGCAGUUAAAUAAUUUAAGGGAAUAGUAUGAAAAUAAUUUAAGUUUUCAUUCCUUCUAAUUAUUUCUCUUUGAAUUAAAUAAUACGAAAAGGUUUUAAAGGUUUUGUUGAAACAAAUCCAUUUCAUUAAAGCAUACUUUUAGGAGCAGUCGAUAUUAUAAAGAAUUAUAGACUUUAGCCGUAUUUACACGAUUACCUUUGGGGGAAUGAGAUGAAGAGAACAGUGCUGUCAACUUUAAAAUAAAUUUUAUGUUCUUCGUUAGAGUUGACAACUAAACUAAAGGGAAAUGUGUUAAGAGCUUUAGGAAAAUUGUUAAAAAAAAACACACACACACACACAUAAAGCCCAAAACUACUUAAGGUCUAUAUUGGAAUUGAUACAUAUAUACAUAUAAUAUAGUUUUUGAAUAUUAUUUCGUGGAAAUUUUGAACGCAACCGCACCGUAUAUGGUCCAUUCGAAUUUGUCCAUUUUUGGCCUACUCUUUCCAAAAAUGUUUCGCAGUGCUUCAAUUAAAGAGAACUCGACUAUUUAGACAUGAGCUUUAAUAUAGCCUCAAACAAAAUUGUCUAAAGGCAUUGAGUCCCACGAUAUAGGCUGCCAAUUCACCGGUCCCAAAGUAGCCUAAAUAGAAGAGGAAAGCUCCCCCCUCUUCACAAUUUUUUUAAACUAUCAGGUUAAGAUUCCUUGGAAUCUGUGCGGUUUAAGCUUAUAAUGUAUUUGGAAAUAUUAGUGAUAAUAAUGCGAGGAUCAUGUUGGUCGGCAAUUUUAAUACUCGAGCGAGUCUGCCAUCUGUCUGUCUGUUGAAAUCACAAUACAGCUCACAUUAUUUGACGUAGAGCUUCAAAAUUUGGCACAGUAGUUUACAUUGUGUCUAGGAUGGUUGGUAUUGAAAAGAAGAUAUUUCAAUCCACGUUUGGAAUAGCCCCUACAUAACAGUACCUCCCAAUAUUCAAUAUUUUGAUGAUUUUCGCAACAUUUUUUCACGGGUUUGUCUAAAAAAUUAAUUAAAAAUUAAAAAUUAAAAUAUACUAAUAAAAUACCUAUUUAAUUAAUUUUGAAAUAGUUAAACUCAGAAGUUUCCCCUUAACAUACAUACCUCCAAACAAUAUACACUUUUCAAUCUCCAUUGUACUUAGAUUGUUAAUUCAUAUUCAUGCCUUCAUAUACUUCCGAUAUUUCAUUGAACUGUUUAUUUUUUGAAUGGAAGUAAAAAACUAAAUCCUACUACAAAGUUAAGUUUUACAAGAGAAACAACAACUACCAAAAAUACCAUCAAAAUUUGGCCACUUAAAAAGUGUAUCUAUAUAUAUUUAGUGAUGUAAUACUGUAAUGUUCUUGGUAUUGUCUUUAUUUAUUUUUUUUUAAACCAUACUUCAAAUACUUACCAAUGAAUAAUAAUUAAAAAACGGCUCCAUUCUUGGAUUUUUGGAGUAAAAUUAGAGAAUAAAUUAAUGUAAAUAAUGUUAAAUAUAAUUAAUAAUUAACGAAAAAACAGUAAAUAAAACAAAAAUCCAAUUGUUCUUAGCCCCAAGUUUAUAAAUGUUUGAAGGUAAAGGAAAAUAAACGAAAAUAUAAUAAAACACAAAAAAAAUCUGUACAAACUUAUAUAUUGUGUAAAUAACGAAUUUAGAAUGACGACGAUUAAACUAACUAACAAAUCUAGUACUGAAAUGACGUCUAUAAAAAAUUAGUUUAAUAUGAAAAGAAACAAAAAACAUAGAAAUUUAGAAGGCCAUAAAUACAUAAAACGAGAAUUUAGAAUAAUAUGCAAAGAGAAGAAUGACAAAAUGUUGGUAUUUCGAAAAAAAAUCGAGGAAACUCAAAUCUAAAAUACUAAGUCCUAAGUAUUUCAUACAAAAAUUCAUAAAUAUACAGGGUGGGUAAAAAACAAAAAAACUUGGAAAUUGAAGGUGUCAUAAUUUUUGGAGAGUCCUCUCACAGGCGAGAUAUAAAAUUAUUUAUAAUUUUCCUGUAAGAUGUUAUUGCCAAAAUAAUUAUCAGUUUUAUUCCAUUUUUUUGAACCACCUUGUACAAAGGAAUAAAUACAAAUUUAUAGACUAAAUAAUUAAAUUAAUAAAAUUCAUAAUUAAACGACAUAUUUGUCACUGCAAACUAUUGACAAAAGAAAAUAAUUAUUACAGAAUAUUAUUUAGAUCUUAAUAGAUUAGUAAAACAAAAGUUGAAAAUAAACAAAACUAAAUUUUAAGUGUUUCUUGUUAACUUACAAAUUUAAACAAUAAAAAUAAAUAAAUAAAACACAGUCACACACACACAUACCAACACACAUAGACAUAACUCAAACAAAAACUGAAAAAAAUAAAUAUUUAAGUAAAUAAACCAAAAAUCUUUAAAUAAAUCAAAAGCAAACAAACAAACCAAACGACAUGAAAAUUAAACUUAACAAAUGGAAAAUAAAAAAUAAAUUAAAUUUAAGUUAAAUAAGGAAUAAAAUAAAAGAAAACAAAAGCAUAUUCGUAUGUAUGUUGUAUAUAUAAAAUAAUAACAAAAAAAAUAAAUAAAAAUUGUAAUAUUUAGUAAAUAAUUUAAAUACAUAACUGUGCUAGGAUUACCAAGAAAACUUAAAACAGAAAUUUUCUUUUUAUUAAUUAAUGUUUAGUAACAAAUUUAGUUUUUUAAGAUAAAAACCAACAAACAAAAAAAGUCGAAUUCUUUAAGAACUAACUGAAAAAAAUAUAUCUCUUAAGUAUAGACAUAAUUUUGUUUACGUAAUCAAAUAUAAUCAAAAAGAAAACAACAAACAUACAACAGAACUAUAAAACAAAACGUAUGACAAAAAAAUAAAUAAUAAUAAUUGAAAAUAAAGCCCAUACCAAAAACAGAAAGAACAAAAAAAUAAAAUAAAUAAAGUGAAAUAUUCAAUAAGAAUUACAAUUGACAAUUGUAUUUUUUGGAAAAUGUCUGAAAAUAACAAUUAUAUGGUAAGUUUGUAGUGUGUUUACAAAUAUGUGAAAACACCAAUUAUUCGGUUGUGUGUGAGCGCCAAGUUUCUUAAUACGAAAUAAACCAAAAAUCAAAACAAUUUGCCAAUUUUUAAGUUUUAUAAAAACCUUUAUUUUAACAUAAACAAUUAAAUUUGCCAAACUUGUUUUUUUUUGCCAAAAAGAUAACAGUUUUAUAAUUUAGUUUUAUAAUUAAUUUAAGUUUUUUACAACUCUACAUACGUACAUAUUAUUAUUUUGUAUAUUAUAAGUUUUUUGUAUCAAGUUUCAGCAAUAAAUGUAAUUAAGAAUUCGAGACCAAUUCCGUUGUUUUAUUUUUUAUUUAAUAUUAUUUCUUUUUUUAUGGCCUUUGGGGGAAUCUGGAUUCUUGGUUGGAAUGGUUAUUUAGUGAAAUGUUUUAAAGUCGUUUUCUCGUGUGUAACACUGAUAAGUUGUAAAUUACUGAUAUAUCAUCGUCCCGACCAAUCUGCUGAGAUGAGGUUGGCUCUUUAUAUAUUCCAAUUUAUGGCAUAUUAACCAGUAAAGAAAGUCUUAAAGUCGGGCGGGGCCAACUUUAUGAUACCCUACACCACUUUGCAUAUUUAGUAGAGCUUCACAUAACAAAUAAAAGUUUUAAUGGGGAAUUUGUGAGAAUUAAUUCAUACCAACUAUGAUUAUAGUAAUAAUUAAAAAUCCAAAGGAACUAAUAUAUGGGAGGAAUAUCCUCCGCUGAAUCGAUUUCUACUAAAUUUGUCGAGGCAUUUGCGCCUUUUCAAUUCGGACUUGUAUUAUCCAUUUGGUGCAAAAUUAACUUGAAAUCGGAUAGAUAUAUAUGGGAGCUAUAUCUAAAUCUGAACUAAUCUCGAUGAAAUUUAGCAAGGGUAUUUCUGAGCUGUAUUUGAUAUAUUUCCCCGAAUAUCGUUACUACGGAGUCCAUAUUACGGCUAUGCAGGACAAAUUCAACAAAUCGGAUGAACAAUAUGUAUGAGAGCUAUAGCUAUAUCUGAACCGAUUUCAACUAAAUUUGACAUACUGAUUUCUAGACUCAAUUCGGUGGUAAGUACCAAAUUCAAUUCCAUUUG
Musca domestica (house fly) is the source of this 10369-nucleotide messenger RNA. RefSeq lists its product as uncharacterized. The transcript has 18 exons. Gene Ontology annotation, molecular function: protein binding. The record is from RefSeq and is a predicted model, not a curated record. NCBI's taxonomy places the organism in Eukaryota, Metazoa, Arthropoda, Insecta, Diptera, Muscidae. The coding region runs from base 1891 to 5421 and encodes 1176 amino acids.